ACCAGAAAUGAAAGCGACCGAACAGCGGCGAAACUUCCCCGUUGACACAAAGUCCGCUUUGUUCUGCCGUUCAGCAUCUGCGACCUGCCGCCCGGGACAGGUGACCGGAACGGUGCACCCGAGGCCGGGAGUUCGCGACUCACGGGGGCUCUGCAUGACGGAGCGGGGGCGGAAACACCGAUACCGACUUCAUUUGUUUCUCUUCAUCUAAAAUGAAAGUGGGACUGAGAGGUGGUGAGUUUCCAGAUGAGCGGUAAAUAAAGCCCGUCGCUUUGCUCCAGCUGACUUCACAUCGGCCUCUCCGCUCACCUGACGAAGAACCAACAGGUAAGAUGGCUGCGGACAAAAUCAUCGUUUUCUUUGACCUGGAGACCACGGGAUUAGAUACUGCAGUGUGUGAUAUCAUCCAACUGGCCGCUGUCUACAGGGGGAGGGUCUUCAAUGAACACACGCUCCCCCGCCGUGCCCUGACCACGAGCGCCACCCAGGUCACGGGGUUCAGAGUAGAGUCUGACGGCCUGUGGUGCCAUGGCGACCGCGUGAUGACAAUCCCUCUUGCUGACCUUCUCACCUCUUUCCUCGCCUUUCUGCGCUCGUUCCGUUGCCCCGUAGUGCUGGCGGCCCACAAUGCAAAGCGUUUCGAUGCGCCCGUGCUCACCAGAGUGCUGCGGCAGUACUCCCUGCUGCAGGAGUUCCAGCAGGUGGUGUCGGGCUUCCUGGAUACCUUCCUGCUGAGCAAGAACCUGUACCGGGGCCUACCCGGCUAUUCUCAGCAGUUUUUAGUCUCCUACUUUCUAGGAAGGUCCUACAACGCUCACAAUGCAGAGGACGACGCCAAGAUGCUGCAGGAGCUGUACGAGGCGUGGACGCCUGGUGAAAUGGACGUCUUGAGAGCUACGUUUAGUGCUAAUUCAUUGUAUUUUUAUUGAGAAAACGGCUAAAGUUCUAGCCUGAAAGACAAAAAAAAAACUCCCUAUGGGGAUGAACGUUUUUCAUUAGAAGUGUUUUAUUUUUGUCAUCAUGCUUCACUGAGUGAAUGGGAACAUUAAAACACAAAGAAAUAAUAAGAUAAUGGUUAAAUUAAAGGUAUUUUGAUCAGAGAAUAAUGUUACAGGCAUUACUUUAUUUCACUGGUAAUGUAGCUCUGUGCUUUGUUGUACAUGUCUGUUUUUGUAAGCAGUGGCUUAGUUUCAUUGUAUAAACCAUUACAAUUUCAUUUACUUUACAUUUCUAACAGCGAUUAGCACCAAAUAGUAUACCACAUGGAAACCUGUGGAAAUGUGUCUUCUUGCUUUCUUUGUGGAAUAUAAUAACGUAAAAGGUUUGCUGGACAUCAAACAAACAUUUCAUCUAUUCCACCUGAUUCAUCUAUCUGUUUAUACAUCUAUCAUGAAGAGAAAUGGCUCUUUAAACUCUAGGCUUUUACUCAUUUUGAAUGUAUCUUGAGGUGUUUUGUGCUGUGCACGUUUGGCUUCAUCCAGUAUGAAUAAAUACUGACAUUGUUUAAAGGCUA
This is a messenger RNA of Fundulus heteroclitus (mummichog), 1513 nucleotides long. Its product is annotated as three-prime repair exonuclease 1. Lineage: Eukaryota; Metazoa; Chordata; Actinopteri; Cyprinodontiformes; Fundulidae. Gene Ontology annotation, cellular component: cytoplasm. The record is from RefSeq and is a predicted model, not a curated record. Gene Ontology annotation, biological process: DNA catabolic process. The transcript has 3 exons. The coding region runs from base 333 to 929 and encodes 198 amino acids. Gene Ontology annotation, molecular function: 3'-5'-DNA exonuclease activity; nucleic acid binding.